Molecule: messenger RNA, 681 nt
Organism: Aspergillus terreus NIH2624
Lineage: Eukaryota; Fungi; Ascomycota; Eurotiomycetes; Eurotiales; Aspergillaceae
Gene: maiA
Product: maleylacetoacetate isomerase MaiA
Exons: 1
Coding region: 1-681 (226 amino acids)
Biological process (GO): L-phenylalanine catabolic process; glutathione metabolic process
Cellular component (GO): cytoplasm; mitochondrion
Molecular function (GO): glutathione transferase activity; maleylacetoacetate isomerase activity
Source: RefSeq, a predicted model, not a curated record
AUGACCGACCCAAAAAUCACCCUCUACACCUACUUCCGCUCCUCUUGCUCCGCGCGCCUCCGCAUCGCCCUCAAUCUGAAAUCCCUCGCCUACACCCCCAUCCCCGUAAACCUGCUGCAAGGCGAGCAGCUCACCCCGGAGAACCGCGCGCGCAACCCCUCCGCCACGGUGCCGACCCUCAUCAUCGAGCGCCCCGCCAACACCGUCACAGUCACCCAGUCGCUCGCCGCCCUCGAGUACCUCGAAGAAGCCUUCCCCGACGCACCCAACGCGCUGCUGCCCCCGGCGUCGGACCCGGAGGCCCGCGCAACCGUGCGCACCCUCGCCGACAUUAUAUCCUGCGACGUGCAGCCCGUGACGAACCUGCGCAUCUUGAAGCGCGUGGCGCCGUUUGGGGUCGACCGCGGGGCGUGGUCGAAGGAUCUUAUUGAGGAUGGGUUCCGCGCGUAUGAGGCGAUUGUCCAGCGCACGGCGGGCGCGUUUAGUGUUGGCGAUAGGAUUACCAUUGCGGAUGUGUGUUUGCUGCCUGCGGUGUGGGGGGCGGUGCGCUCCGGCGUGGAUAUGAGUGCGUUUCCGACGAUCCAGCGCAUUGCGGAGCGGUUGGAGAUGGAGGAGGCGGUUAAGAAGGCGCAUUGGACGACGCAGAGUGAUACCCCUGAGGAUCUGCGGAAGAGUCUUUAA